UUUACUGAACUCUCAUUCUCUCUCUUCGUCAUUGCUGAAUCCCUGAGCUCUUCUCUGUAUCUCUGUCUCUCACAUUUCUUUCUUUCUUUCUUUCUUUCUGUGCUUUUCUUUUCUCAUUCUUUUUUUUUUCUCGUCUCAUUUGUCCCACACUCACUUCCUCUUUACUCAUUAUACUAAUAAUCACCUUUUUUUCAUUUUUUUUUCAUUUUAUUGCGGUUUUUUGUAAAAAAAAAAAAACUUAUUGUUGGAUCCUAAGUUUCGGAUACCGCGAAUUCUCGAACCCUAGGAGUUUAUUCUACGAAUUGAUGUCAAUUUAACACUGUGAUCUCAAAUUUCGUAUAUUUUAAGGAGUGGUUAUGAUUUUCGCAAUUCUUGGAGAUUUGGGAUAAUUUUGGAACAAAGAGUAUAAAAUAGGAAAUUAUUAGUUUUUAAGGGGUUUUAGUGCUUCAGAUGAACUGUUGAAGGCGAUUGGCACAAAUUUGACAUGAGAAGCGGUUGGUAUAAUAACUUGUCGCUCAUAUUUGGUGUUAAAAUUCGCCAUAAUUGGUUUCUAUUGUGCUUUAUUUGUAUCCUUGCAUUAGUUGCUCUAUUAAGUUCAUCUUCAACAUCUAACCGAGAAUUUGAUUCGUUAGUACCCCCUAGAUUGCCCAAUGUUUACACUAACUAUAGGAAGUUGAAGGAACAAUCGGUGAUAGAUUAUUUCGACUUGAGGUUUUUAACGUCGGUUACUAAUUCUAGGCUUAAGGAGCUUCCACUUUGUUGGAAGGAGAGAGAGAAUUAUGUUCCUUGUUAUAAUGUGAGUGCCAAUUUGGAGAUAGAGUUGAAGGAUGGGGAGGAGUUUGAUCGGCAUUGCGAGUUGUUGCGGAAUGAAGAGAAGUGUUUGGUUCGGCCUCCUAAGGAGUAUAAGAUUCCUUUGCGGUGGCCUGCUGGUCGAGAUGUGAUUUGGAGUGGGAAUGUGAAGAUCACUAAAGACCAGUUUCUUUCGUCUGGAAGCAUGACUAAGAGGAUGAUGUUAUUGGAAGAGAAUCAAAUUGCUUUCCACAAUGAUGACGGGUUGAUUUUCGAUGGUGUGAAAGAUUAUACUCGUCAACUUGCUGAGUCUAUAGGGCUGGGCAGUGACUCAGACUUCCUUCAAGCUGGUGUACAAAAUGUUCUUGACAUUGGCUGCGGUUUUGGAAGCUUUGGUGCCCAUUUAGUGUCAUUAAAAUUGCUGCCUGUUUGUAUUGCUGCGUAUGAGGUGACGGGCAGCCAAGUCCAGUUGGCCCUUGAGAGAGGUCUUCCAGCUAUGCUUGGGAAUUUUAUAUCCAGGCAACUUCCCUAUCCAUCAUUGUCUUUUGACAUGGUUCACUGUGCUCAAUGUGGAAUUGAUUGGGAUGGAAAAGAUGGAAUGUUCAUUAUUGAAGUGGAUCGGUUGCUUAGACCUGGAGGUUACUUUGUUUUAACCUCACCUGUAAUCAGACCACAAGGAAGCUUGUUGGCAAUAAAGAAAGGCAACAUGUUAACUCCAGUUGAAGAUUUCACCCAAAGAAUUUGCUGGAGUCUUCUGGACCAGCAAGAUGAAACUUUUAUCUGGCAGAAAACUGCUGAUGGUCAUUGCUAUACAACCAGGAGUCAGGGGUUGCCUCUUUGUCAGGAUGAGCAUGAAAGUCAAUCAUACUAUGGUCCCCUUGUCAAAUGCAUCAGCGGGACGCACAGUAAAAGAUGGAUGCCCCUUCGUAACAGGUGCAAUGGUUCUCAGUUGACCUUGGAAGAACUUGAAGUUCAUGGAAAGUAUUACUCCAUUUAUGCAGGUGUUCAGCAUGGAGAAUUUUAUGAAGAGAGGGAAAUUUGGAAAUCUUCACUCAGAAAUUAUUGGUCAUUGAUUACCCCCUUGAUAUUUUCUGACCAUCCAAAACGGCCUGGUGAUGAAGAUCCAUUACCUCCAUAUAACAUGGUACGCAAUGUGAUGGAUAUGAAUGCUUAUUACGGGGGUUUUAAUGCUGCUUUAGUUGAUGGGAAGAAAUCAGCAUGGGUCAUGAAUGUAGUUCCUGUGGGGACUCGCAACACACUUCCUCUUAUACUUGAUCAAGGUUUUGCUGGUGUUCUGCAUGACUGGUGUGAGCCUUUCCCCACAUAUCCUCGGUCCUAUGACAUGCUCCAUGCCAGUGGGCUGUUCUCCUUUCUUAGUUUAGAGAAAUGUAGUAUGAUGGACUUGUUUCUGGAAAUGGAUAGAAUUCUACGGCCUGAGGGCUGGGUCAUUCUUUCUGACAAUGUUGGAGCCAUAGAAAUGGCACGCAUGCAUGCCACUCAGAUCCGCUGGGAAGCCAGGGUGAUCGAUCCACAAAAUGGAAGUGAUGAGAGGAUACUUGUUUGUCAAAAACCAUUCUUAAGAAAAUAAUCAUUUUAUCACUUAGAAUUUCAUACUGCAAGGACCUCUGAUAUGGCAACUCUGGGCAGAGUUUACAUGAAUACAUACAUACAUAUACACAAGCUGAUUGGGUUAUUGACGAAUCGGGUAUCCUCGUCCUUAACUAUCGACAGGUUGAAGUUGUAGAUUAGAAGAACACAUAUUUAUUGCAGAAAAUAGCUGCAAAUUGUUUUUUGUUCAUGCAUUUGUAGCAAUCCAUUCAUUUUUUUCUAUUUUCUUUUUUUUUUUUUUAUAUAUAUAUAUUUUUUAUUUUUAUCAAACCACAAGGUAUUGUUCCUUUUUCUUUCUUUUUCUUUUCAUUUAUUUUUUCUUGUUAUGGUAUUGAUCUUAUGAAUUACUAUCUUACCAAAGAAGGUAUAGUAACCUCGAAAUGUAACUAAUGACAUCUUUUCUAAUGAUUGAAAGAGUGAAGCUGUCUCAUUUCUUAUCAUUUCAAUCCUUGCUCAUUCAGGGAAAGUCCUAUUGAUCCUUUUUUUCCUUUAAAACAGAUUAUUGUAUGAGACAAUCUCACUCAGGGAUGCGUCUCAUACAUAGAUUAAAUAACUCGAUUUAUACAUAUUAUGAGAUUAUAGAUACUGUUUGAGGUCGUUUUUUCGAGAGAUGGUCUCUUACAAGAGUUGUUUUAUGUUGUGUAAUACUGAUUAUUGUAUUAAAGCAGUGUAGUUGUAUCUGUUCAAGCUCUCUCAGAAAUACAAACCAAUAAAUAGACCUAUCAAAUUGAUUGGUAGGGUUUGACCUGACAGGUUAUAGAUUAUUACUCACUCCAAUUCACGCUAA
Molecule: messenger RNA, 3184 nt
Organism: Amaranthus tricolor (Joseph's coat)
Lineage: Eukaryota; Viridiplantae; Streptophyta; Magnoliopsida; Caryophyllales; Amaranthaceae
Product: probable methyltransferase PMT5
Exons: 10
Coding region: 485-2377 (630 amino acids)
Cellular component (GO): cytoplasm
Molecular function (GO): methyltransferase activity
Source: RefSeq, a predicted model, not a curated record